Sphenostylis stenocarpa is the source of this 1767-nucleotide messenger RNA. The record is from the annotation of a GenBank genome assembly. NCBI's taxonomy places the organism in Eukaryota, Viridiplantae, Streptophyta, Magnoliopsida, Fabales, Fabaceae.
AUGGUCACAACUAUUCCUUCAUCACUAACACUUUUUGUGGCAUUCCUCUUUGCCACAAGCUUCCUUUGCUCCUUUCCCGAAUUUGUUCUCUCUACUACUAGUUCAAAGAAUGGAAGCAUUACAAGGCACUACAAGUUUGAUAUAAGGUUGAGAAAUGUUACGAGGCUGUGCCAUACGAAGAUCAUGGUUACCGUGAACGGAAAGUUCCCUGGGCCUCGAGUCGUUGCAAGAGAAGGUGACAGAAUUGUGGUGAAGGUGGUCAAUCAUGUUCCCAACAAUGUCACCAUACACUGGCAUGGAGUGAGACAGCUUGGAAGUGGAUGGGCAGAUGGUCCAUCUUACAUAACUCAGUGCCCCAUUCAAACUGGCCAGAGUUAUGUGUACAACUUCACCAUUGUUGGACAAAGAGGAACCCUCUUCUGGCAUGCUCACAUUUCAUGGCUAAGAGCCACUCUCUACGGACCUCUAAUCCUCCUCCCUAGGCGCAACGAAUCUUACCCAUUUGAAAACCCCCACAAGGAAGUUCCCAUCCUCUUUGGUGAGUGGUGGAACGCAGAUCCAGAGGCUGUUAUUGCACAAGCCCUUCAGACAGGGUCUGGCCCAAAUGUCUCAGAUGCCUACACUUUUAAUGGAUUUCCUGGACCCCUCUAUAAUUGCUCCAAUAACGAGACAGAGACAGACACGUUCAGGUUAAAGGUUAAACCAGGGAAGACAUAUCUUCUUCGUUUGAUCAAUGCUGCACUCAAUGACGAGCUCUUUUUCAGCAUUGCAAACCACACCCUGGUAACUGUUGAAGCUGAUGCUACCUACGUUAAACCUUUUGAGUCCGACAUUAUAGUCCUUGGACCGGGACAAACCUCAAACGUUCUGUUAAAGACAAAACCUGAGUACCCAAAUGCCACCUUCUUCAUGCUAGCAAGGCCAUAUUUCACUGGCAUGGGCACUUUCGACAAUUCUACAGUUGCUGGAAUUCUCGAGUACAAGAAACCAUUUGCUUCCAAAAACAUUCCCACUAUUAAACCUUCCCUUCCAGCCAUCAACGACACUUCCUUCGUUGCUAACUUCUCAAGCAAAUUUCGCAGUUUGAACACUGCCAAGUACCCUGCCAAUGUACCUCAAAAAGUUGACAAGAGCUUUUUCUUCACGAUUGGACUUGGAACAAGUCCCUGCCCCAAAAACCAAACAUGCCAAGGACCAAACAACAGUUCAAAAUUUGCAGCCUCGAUGAACAACAUAUCUUUCACUCUUCCUUCUAUAGCACUUCUUCAGCAACAUUUCUUUGGACAGGCUAAUAACGGCAUUUACACCACUGAUUUCCCUGCUGUGCCACUGAUACCAUUCAACUACACGGGGACCCCACCAAACAACACAAGGGUCACCAAUGGAACCAAGACUGUGGUCAUACCCUUUAACACAAGAGUGCAAGUGGUUCUUCAGGACACUAGCAUUUUGGGAGCCGAGAGCCAUCCUUUGCACCUUCAUGGGUUUAAUUUCUAUGUUGUGGGUCAAGGUUUUGGGAACUUUAAUCCUAACACUGACCCUCCAAAAUUCAAUCUGGUUGACCCCGUUGAAAGGAACACCAUUGGUGUGCCCUCUGGUGGUUGGGUUGCAAUCCGAUUCCUUGCUGACAACCCAGGUGUUUGGCUUAUGCACUGUCACUUUGAUGUACACCUUAGUUGGGGGUUGAGGAUGGCUUGGAUUGUCGAGGAUGGGAAGCUCCUUAAUCAAAAGUUGCCUCCUCCACCAACUGAUCUCCCCAAGUGCUGA